GCCAACAAUUAGUUGUAUCGUUUCACUGCCGCACGAAACAUGCACCAACUCAUCGCCGCGAAAUAAAUACAAAAUUUGGACACACAGCUAGUCCAUCAAUUCAUAUUAGCGCACAAAUCUGUCCUUCGCCAUACCAGGGUAGGACUAGCGUACUGAAGACUUUAAAGAGUGCUCAAAUUAGCUACAAUACACGUCAACUGCCGCGUUGCGUGGGAAGGCUCUUGGAAGAAUUCGUGUGUAAUAUCAGUUUAAAUCCCUACAAAAGAGCUGAAUUCGUAAUGGCUAUCAAACCAGGAAUGGGAAGGAAGUCUUCCAACAAAAAUCCCCCGUUCUUCAGCCAUGAGUUUGUAAUUCAAAAUCAUGCCGAUAUUGUGUCCUGCUUCGCAAUGAUCUUUGUGGUAGGAAUCAUGCUCCAGCCAACGCAAUCUGUAGCUAGUACCUUUAUUGCCUUACGCCAUAAUGUAUCCGGCGCCGAUCCUACCCAGGAGAAUCCAGCGGGUGAGCAGUAUUUGUAUACAUCUGGGUGGAAGGAUGCUUGCGCCGUAUUUUUCUACACUCUUAUUUGCAUAAUUAUGCACGCAAUCCUUCAAGAAUAUGUCCUGGAUAAAAUUUCCAAGAAACUUCAUUUGUCAAAGUUCAAGCUUUCACGGUUCAACGAGUCCGGUCAGCUGGUAGUUUUUUACGUAAUGUCCUUCCUAUGGGGCUUGGACUUGAUUGUCCGUGAACAAUACAUAGGAAAUUUGCAACGCUUGUGGGAAGGUUAUCCAGAACAUCCCAUGAUUUUCCUCCACAAACUGUUCUUCGUCAUUCAGCUCGCUUAUUACGCACACAUAUUGCCCGAGCUGUACUUUCAAAAAGUGAAGAGAGAUGAACAGAAACCUAAAAUUCAGCAUGCAGUUAGUGGAUUUUUGCUCAUUGGCGCUGCGUACUUCCUUGGAUUCCAACGCAUCACUCUGGUUUUACUGACACUACACUAUUUCUGCGAAUGUGUGUCACACUCGUUCCAGUUGGUUAACAUUUUCGAUAAGGAGGAAAAGUUUGCCAAAUUGCGCUUCUUUCAUAACGUAUUAUUCAUCUUGACGCGUUUUGCAACGAUGGUGCUGGCAUUCCUUACCCUGUUUUAUAGUAUCGAAAACAUUUCACAAGCUAAGCGAAUCUUGAUGCUCUCGAUGGUCUUUGGAUUGCAAGGAUACUUGAUUUUCGAUUUUAUUUCAAAUGUUCUCCGUUCAAAACGGGAAAAUUCCUCAGAUGAACGGCCGAAGGUUGCAGCUACAACAAAUAAGACUGAAAAACCCAAGAAACAAAAGAAGAAAGAAAGUGAUCUACCAGAAGUUGAUCAAAAUUCAGCACAAUCUUCACUGACAGUCAGUGUUGACAAACAACGAAAAAUGAAGGUAAAGUGAAAUAAUUACUACAUACAAUUAUUAUUUUUUCUUCGCUCGUUUGAUUUCCUUCAAUAAAUGCACCACGCAGCAAUA
This is a messenger RNA of Anopheles coustani, 1478 nucleotides long. It is a transcript of the gene TRAM, whose product is annotated as translocating chain-associated membrane protein 1. The record is from RefSeq and is a predicted model, not a curated record. The transcript has 5 exons. Gene Ontology annotation, molecular function: sphingosine N-acyltransferase activity. Gene Ontology annotation, biological process: SRP-dependent cotranslational protein targeting to membrane, translocation; protein insertion into ER membrane; ceramide biosynthetic process. Gene Ontology annotation, cellular component: endoplasmic reticulum membrane. Bases 279 to 1403 code for a protein of 374 amino acids. Lineage: Eukaryota; Metazoa; Arthropoda; Insecta; Diptera; Culicidae.